CCGUUGGUACGGUCUUUCUGUCUUUCGUCAAAUUUACACACGUUGUGAAAUUGUCGAAUUUGCUCAAAUUUUUCGGUUUGAGCCGUUUUUUAAGUAAGUUUGAACGCGCCAAACGUAAACAAUGAGUUCCCUGAAGCUCCAGAAACGUUUGGCCGCCUCUGUAAUGAGAUGCGGCCGAAAAAAAGUGUGGUUAGAUCCGAACGAGAUCAACGAGAUCGCCAACACCAAUUCGCGUCAGAACAUCCGUAAACUAAUCAAGGAUGGUCUGAUCAUCAAGAAACCGGUGGCCGUGCACUCCAGGGCUCGCGUCCGCAAGAACACCGAGGCCAGGAGGAAAGGUCGCCACUGUGGCUUCGGCAAGAGGAAAGGUACAGCCAACGCGCGUAUGCCCCAGAAGGAGCUGUGGAUCCAGAGAAUGCGAGUGUUGAGGAGACUUCUGAAGAAGUAUCGCGAGGCGAAGAAGAUCGACAGGCAUCUCUACCACAACCUCUACAUGAAAGCGAAGGGUAAUGUGUUCAAGAACAAGAGGGUUCUUAUGGAGUACAUUCAUAAGAAGAAGGCGGAGAAGGCACGUGCCAAGAUGUUGAACGAUCAAGCUGAUGCCAGGAGAUUGAAGGUUAAGGAGGCCAGGAAGCGACGCGAAGAAAGAAUCGCCGCCAAGAAACAAGAAGUGUUGCAGAAUUAUCAGCGAGAGGAUGAGGCUGCAGCUGCAGUUAAAAAAUAGAUUUUUAUUUUUUAGCAGUGUAUGUUUCUUCUGUGUAAUAAAUAAAAAUCUGGUUUCUUA
Messenger RNA from Zophobas morio, 784 nucleotides. Its product is annotated as large ribosomal subunit protein eL19. Bases 122 to 724 code for a protein of 200 amino acids. Gene Ontology annotation, cellular component: ribosome; cytosolic large ribosomal subunit. Gene Ontology annotation, molecular function: RNA binding; structural constituent of ribosome. Gene Ontology annotation, biological process: translation. The record is from RefSeq and is a predicted model, not a curated record. The transcript has a single exon. NCBI's taxonomy places the organism in Eukaryota, Metazoa, Arthropoda, Insecta, Coleoptera, Tenebrionidae.